AUGCAGCAAGAGAAGAUCGCGGACUUCCUGCAAGAGCAGCGAGAUCAGGCGCCUGAUGACUUGCAACACUAUUUCUUGAGCUUCGAGGACUUCUGGGAGCGCAAGCUAUGGCACGAGCUCACCGACAUCCUCGUGGUAUACUACGCAGAAGAGCAGAGCGCCAAGCAGCGGAUACCCAUCUACAACAACUUCAUCAAGACCUUCGCCGACAAGAUCAAUCAGCUCAAGCUUGUGCGGAUAGGGUUGAGCACAUCGAAAGAGUGCAAAGGUAAGGGAAAGAGAACACUCUGGCAGAUUGGCUGAGGCACGUGCUCACCCGUAUGGCAGACGACCAGGAACGCCUCUCCUUCCUCUCAGCGCUUGCCAUGCGAGUCGACAAGCCAGACUCGCAAGACGCAUACGUCUACUCCCUCAGCGCUGUCGCCGAUACCCGACUUAACCUUCAGCAGACUUCCGAAGCGCGCAAAGAUCUGGACAAGUGCGAGUCGAUCCUUGACACCUUCGAUUCCGUCGAGACAGAUGUCCAUGCCAACUUCUAUAUGGUCAGCGCGCGAUAUUAUCAAUCCCAGCACGAGUUCGCCAAAUACUACCGAACCGCCCUCCUCUACCUCGCCUGCGUCCAGCUGGACGAUCUCUCUGAGCAGCAACGCCAGCACAUUGCGUACGAUCUUUCGCUUGCCGCUCUUGUCAGCGACACCAUCUACAACUUUGGAGAGCUUCUCCUCCAUCCCAUCCUCGAAAGCUUGCAAAAGACGCAGCAUGCGUGGUUGAGCGAGCUGCUUUUCGCGUUCAACCGCGGCGACCUACACGCAUACAACAUCCUUCAGCAGCAUCUGGAGGCCAAUAGCUUGUUGCAGCAGCACCAGCAAUUCCUCUACCAGAAGAUCUCGCUUUCGGCACUCACGCAAUUAGUGUUCUCGCGGGCACCACAAGAUCGCAGCAUGACUUUCCAGACUAUCAGCCAGGAGACGAAGGUGCAGCUCGAUGAGAUCGAGCAUCUCAUCAUGAAGGCACUAAGCUUGGGUCUUCUGCGUGGCAGCAUCGAUCAGGUGGCAGAAGUCGCGCGGAUAACCUGGGUGCAGCCCAAGGUACUGGACAGGGAUGGGAUCGAGGGAAUGCGCACCAGACUGCGCGAGUGGGACGGCGGCGUCGAGAGAUUGGGCAACUGGAUCGAGGGCGUCGGUCAGGAUGUGUGGGCAUCAUAA
Molecule: messenger RNA, 1205 nt
Organism: Lecanosticta acicola
Lineage: Eukaryota; Fungi; Ascomycota; Dothideomycetes; Mycosphaerellales; Mycosphaerellaceae
Source: the annotation of a GenBank genome assembly